Messenger RNA from Micropterus salmoides (largemouth bass), 3545 nucleotides. It is a transcript of the gene acsl4a, whose product is annotated as acyl-CoA synthetase long chain family member 4a. The transcript has 15 exons. Bases 359 to 2497 code for a protein of 712 amino acids. Gene Ontology annotation, molecular function: arachidonate-CoA ligase activity. Gene Ontology annotation, biological process: long-chain fatty-acyl-CoA metabolic process; long-chain fatty acid metabolic process; neuron differentiation. The record is from RefSeq and is a predicted model, not a curated record. NCBI's taxonomy places the organism in Eukaryota, Metazoa, Chordata, Actinopteri, Centrarchiformes, Centrarchidae. Gene Ontology annotation, cellular component: lipid droplet; plasma membrane; endoplasmic reticulum.
AAAUUUGCUUCGGAUGCUCGCUCAUUGGUCCAGAAAUAUGGAAUCAGAUGACGUAGUAGUUCCGGGUUUCUAAGUCCUGAGAAAAGGUUACUUUCGGGCAUUUCUCGGGUAGAGGAAGAGGCACGACUGACCGGGUUUUUCGCAGCUGAAGGUGUAACGCUUUGGAGACAGUGGACCAAAUAUUUUCAUACUGCAGUUGCGAGAUUUGUAAAAAUUAUCUACUCUACUUUUCGCUUUAUGAGACUUCCCAUCCAACACAAUUUUCCACUACACACCUGAAACACCAUUGGGACAAGCAACUAGUCUGACUACCACUCCUGCUCAGUUCCCUUCAACACUUACUCCACCAAAGAACAGUAUGGGUCUCCAGUCAGACUCUGCCCUCCAAUCUAUCCUCCUCUUUCCACUCCACCUUAUGGUAUGGCUGUACUCUGUCCUGUCCUUCCUGCCCUGGUACUACAUCACUGGUGCCGGGCAAAGGAAAGCUCUGUCCAAGCGGAUAAAGGCCCGUUCCACUUCAGGCUGUGCAGAGGGACCAUACCGCUCCGUGGAUCAUUUCGAUUCCCUGGCCAGAGAGGACUUCCCAGGCAAGGACACACUGGAUAAGCUGUUCGAUCAUGCUGUGCAGCGCUUUGGACCAGCGCAAUGUCUCGGCACCCGAGAUAUACUGAGCGAAGAUAAUGAGAUUCAACCCAGUGGUAAAGUAUUUAAAAAGCUGAUCCUGGGGGAGUAUAGAUGGUUAUCCUACAAUGAGUUGGACUCUAUAGUCAGUCAGUUUGGCAGUGGAUUGGCAGCGCUGGGGCAGCAGCCCAAAAGCAGCAUUGCAAUCUUCUGUGAAACCAGAGCAGAGUGGAUGAUCACUGCCCAGGCAUGCUUUAGGCACAAUUUCCCAUUGGUGACAUUCUAUGCCACACUGGGAGAGGAUGCAAUUGCAUUUGGACUGAACGAGACUGGAGUUACACAUCUAGUUACCAGUGCGGAACUGCUUGAGACUAAACUGAAAAUUGUGCUUCCACAGAUCCCAAAUCUGAAGCACGUGAUCUACGUAGACCAGAAGAAAGUGACCACAGAAGGCUACCCAGCAGGACUGUCCAUCCACAGCAUGCAGGCCGUGCAAGACCUGGGCGCGCUGCCUGAGAAUAUGGGGAGGGCUAUUGUGAAGCCCCAGCCAUCUGAUCUGGCUAUGGUGAUGUACACCAGUGGCUCUACAGGCAGACCCAAAGGAGUCAUGAUUGUCCACAGUAACCUAAUUGCAGGAAUGACAGGCCAGUGUGAACGCAUCCCUGGACUCGGGACUAAAGAUACUUACAUAGCCUAUCUGCCCCUGGCUCAUGUUCUGGAAAUGACAGCUGAAAUCUCCUGUGUCACAUAUGGCUGUCGGAUCGGCUACUCAUCCCCCCAGACACUGUCAGACCAGUCCACCAAGAUAAAGAAAGGAAGUAAGGGAGACUGCUCUGUGCUCAGACCCACCCUGAUGGCAGCUGUGCCAGAAAUUAUGGAUCGCAUCAACAAGAAUGUGAUGAGCAAAGUGCAGGAAAUGGGUUUCAUUCAGAAGAAGCUGUUUACACUGGGCUACAAAUAUAAACUAGAGCAGAUCAAGAGGGGCUAUGACGCACCACUCUGCAAUGCCCUGUUGUUCCAGAAAGUGAAGAAAUUGUUGGGGGGACGGGUGAGGAUGAUGAUGUCUGGAGGAGCCCCCCUGUCCGCAGACACUCAGAGAUUUAUGAAUGUGUGUUUCUGUUGCCCAGUGGGCCAGGGCUAUGGCCUCACUGAAACCUGUGGAGCGGGCACCAUCACAGAGGUUGCGGACAUCAGCACAGGCCGUGUUGGGGCUCCUCUUCUGUGCUGUGAGAUCAAACUCAGGGACUGGGCUGAAGGUGGCUACACUAGUAAAGACAAGCCAAACCCAAGAGGGGAGAUCCUGAUUGGUGGUCCCAAUGUAACCAUGGGUUACUACGGGAAUGAUAACAACGACCAAGACUUUUUUGUGGAUGAGAACGGUCAGAGAUGGUUCUGCACCGGAGACGUGGGAGAGAUUUACCCAGAUGGCUGUCUACAAAUAGUUGACCGCAAGAAAGAUUUGGUCAAACUGCAGGCCGGAGAGUAUGUGUCUCUCGGUAAAGUGGAGUCUGCCCUGAAAAACUGCGCUCUCAUAGAUAACAUCUGUGCCUAUGCUAACAGUAACCAGAACUACGUGAUCAGCUUUGUGGUUCCCAACCAGAAAAAGUUGACAGAACUGGCCAAACAGAGAGGUAUUGUAGGAACAUGGGAGGAGAUCUGCACUCACCCCGACAUGGAAAGAGAGGUUCUGAAGGCGAUCAAGGAGGUUGCUGCCAACAUUAAACUCCAGCGAUUUGAGAUACCAGUGAAGGUGCAUUUGAGUCCAGAGCCGUGGACCCCCGAGACAGGUCUCGUCACCGACGCGUUCAAGCUGAAGAGGAAAGAGCUGAAGAACCACUAUCUCCACCACAUAGAGAGAAUGUAUGGGGGCAAAUAACUCCGACGAUUUCACCCAAGAGUCCCGAUUAUCACCAUAACCACUGUUUGUACCUGUAAAUAAUCUUCCCGGUACCCAGUUGUAUUUUUAUGCUGUUUAUGUACCACGGGCAUCCAAACGAAAAUGUCUUGAAUAUGAAACAUUCAUUUAUGAACAUUGAAAAGCUGUAACUGUAGAUAGUUGUAACUGCUGGUCCAUGUGUGCUGCUUUUUAUUCUUGUGUGUAGAAGCUUUGAUUGUCAAUUACACUCAAGUGGCCACUCUUAGUCCAAGAAAUGGAUCUGAGACCAUUACAGUACUUAACUGCCUUCCACUUAAAUCUGUUGGAACUCUGUCCGCCAUAUGUCGCAGAUGCUUUGUUGUUACUGCCAUUUUAAACAAUAGCAACUGUAAUCGCCAUCGUGUUACAUGCCUUCAGUCUGCAGUGUAGUCAAGCAUAAGUAAGUGGCACCUAGAUAAUAACAAAAUACUUUAUUUUGUGUUAUUGAAAUGGCUCAAGUGCCGUGUGAAGUUUACUUUAGGAAAAAUAUCCCCACCCACUAACAGGGAUCAUAGAGAAAAAAAGUGAUCAUGUCUGCUUAUCCACAAUUGUUUUCUGACCAAUGUUUUAUUUAUGCAUUUGUUAUUGUGUCAAUUUAUUCAGAAAGUAAGACCAAAAUGACUCAGGAAGAUAAGCAAAUGUUUUAAUAUAUGGAACUGUCAAAAUUAUUGUGGGCACCUUAUUUAUUUAUAAGCAAGUAUGCUUGACAACUAAAUUGCUUGUUAGCAUUAGCUAGUAAGAGCUGGCAUAUUGUAAUACCGUGCGUAUUUUACCUCAGUUAACAGGUUAAUGAACAAUUUGGUAUCAGAAGGCUAUCUAAAGUGCAGUCUGUUCAUUUCAAGUUUGUUCUUUGUAUUUUUUGAAGUGUUGUGUUGAUGGAUUUGUAUCAUGAAUAAGAAGGCAGACGUUGACAGUCACUUAACGGUUUGGCGAUCCUAUUUGUAUUUAUUACUCCACCAUUGUGGUCACAUGCCUUGUUCAACAGUUUAAGAAUAAACCUCUUUUUGUA